Messenger RNA from Sphaeramia orbicularis (orbiculate cardinalfish), 2144 nucleotides. RefSeq names its product cytochrome P450, family 11, subfamily C, polypeptide 1 (gene cyp11c1). Gene Ontology annotation, molecular function: heme binding; monooxygenase activity; oxidoreductase activity, acting on paired donors, with incorporation or reduction of molecular oxygen. The coding region runs from base 23 to 1702 and encodes 559 amino acids. Gene Ontology annotation, biological process: C21-steroid hormone biosynthetic process; cortisol metabolic process; glucocorticoid biosynthetic process. Gene Ontology annotation, cellular component: mitochondrial inner membrane. The transcript is spliced from 9 exons. Lineage: Eukaryota; Metazoa; Chordata; Actinopteri; Kurtiformes; Apogonidae. The record is from RefSeq and is a predicted model, not a curated record.
GAAUACGUAUCUAGUUUGGACUAUGUGGACCAUGUCAGUCCAAGUGAUAGUGUGUGUUAGAGGACAGGGCACCUGCGGAUCCAGAAAUGUACUUUUUGGAGUUGUGCCGCAAAGAGGUUUUUGUAUGACUGCAGCAGGCACAGUCAUAGAUGGAAAAGUGGAGGCAAGACGAAAAGGUAAAGAUGGUUCAGGAGUUAGAAAAAGGGGUGUGGAUGGACGGGUACGCAGUUUUGAGGAGAUCCCCAACACAGGCAGGAGCGGCUGGGUCAACCUGGUCAAGUUCUGGAGGGAAGGUCGGUUCCGGCAGCUUCACAAACACAUGGAGAGGACGUUCAAGAACCUGGGGCCCAUCUACAGGGAGCAUGUUGGUACCCAGAACACAGUGAACAUCAUGCUGCCGUCUGACAUCAGUGAGCUGUUCCGCUCAGAAGGGUUGCACCCUCAAAGGAUGACCCUGCAAGCCUGGGCCACACACCGAGAAACCAGACAGCACAGCAAGGGAGUCUUCCUCAAGAACGGUGAGGAGUGGCGCACUGACCGUCUGCAGCUCAACAAGGAGGUGAUGAUGAGCACGGCCGUAAAGCGCUUUCUCCCCCUCCUUGACGAAGUGGCGAGGGAUUUCUGUCAAAUGCUGAGAGACAAAGUGGAGAGGGAGGGGAAAGGCGAGGAGGGCAGACGCAGCCUCAACAUCGAUCCCAGUCCUGACCUCUUUCGCUUUGCACUGGAAGCCAGUUGUCAUGUUCUUUACGGUGAACGCAUCGGCCUCUUCUCCUCAUCUCCCUCCUUGGAGUCUCAGAAGUUCAUCUGGGCUGUGGAGAGAAUGCUGGCCACCACCCCUCCUCUCCUCUACCUGCCCCCCCGCCUGCUGCUCCUUAUCGGUGCCCCCCUGUGGACCCAGCAUGCCACUGCAUGGGACAACAUCUUCAGCCACGCGGAGGCGAGGAUCCAGAGGGGAUACCAGCGACUGUCAUCUACCCUGAGUCGAGGGUCUACAGUUGGGGCUGCCGGGGGCCAGUACACAGGCGUUUUGGGCCAGCUCAUGGAAAAAGGGCAGCUAUCUUUGGACCUCAUCAAAGCCAAUAUCACUGAGAUGAUGGCUGGAGGGGUUGACACGACAGCGGUGCCCCUGCAGUUUGCUCUCUUUGAGCUGGGUCGUAACCCAGAGGUGCAGGAGAGGGUGAGGCAGCAGGUGAAGGCUUCAUGGGCUCAAGCUGGAGGUGACCCGCAGAAAGCCCUGCAGGGGGCGCCACUCCUGAAAAGCACAAUCAAGGAGAUUCUCAGGUUGUAUCCAGUGGGAAUCACAGUGCAGCGGUACCCGAUCAGAGAUAUUGUUAUUCAGAACUAUCAUAUACCUGCUGGGACGGCGGUUCAGGCCUGUCUUUACCCCAUGGGAAGGAGUGCAGAGGUGUUUAAUGACCCACAGCGCUUUGACCCUGGCCGAUGGGGUGACAACAGAGUGGAAGGUAAAAGAGGAAGAGGAGCAGAUGGAGGAGAGGGGGCAGGGUUUCGAUCCCUGGCGUUCGGGUUCGGAGCGAGGCAGUGUGUCGGGAGGAGGAUUGCAGAGAAUGAGAUGCAGCUGUUGCUCAUGCAUAUCCUGCUGAGCUUCCGUCUCAGCGUGUCGUCCACAGAAGACAUCGACACCACGUUUACCCUCAUCCUCCAGCCUCACACUCCGCCGAGGAUCACUUUCACCAAGCUCUGAGACACGCAGCAGAAACAUCCAUCAGUACAAACAUCACUUUCACACUGUGUUUAAAGUUCAGCUAAACCAGAGGCCCAAUUUGUCUGAGGUAAUCUGAUCAGAUGGAAGUGGACCUUGAAAAGUGGUUGUUCAAAUGCAAAGCAGUUUUUUUUUUUUUAAAUGAGUGGGUUUCAGAGACAAGUUUUUUUUUUUUUUUUUUUACUUUUUUCUAGGAGAUAAAGUAGAUUUUAGACAACAUCAAGUGUUCAGUACAAUAAAAUAAAAUAUUAUCCCCACAAAGAAAGACCCCAAACUGUUGUCAGUUUUAAUCAGAAACAAUAAAAUAAUACAACUCAUUUAAACGGUUAUUUAUCAACUAAUUCUGUGUGGAGUUUGCAUGUUUCUCUUGUAUCUAUGAAGGUUCUCUCUGAAUGUUCCAGCUUCCUCUGACCCUCCAAGGGAU